CGCGUGCGCGGAGGCAGCGGCGGGGGCGACCGGAGCUGGGGCGGAGUGGGGAGCGAGGGAAGGAGAGGAGGGAGAGGGAGACGGAGGGCAGUGAGAGACGCAUUUCCAAUUCCCAACUACGAGCCCCGAGUUUGCAGAUGGGGCUGCUCAGCGGUGCCUGUGGCUGAGGGAGAGCAGUGGCGGCGGAGAGCGACCGAGAGCGGCGGCGGCGGCGCGGAGGCGGCGGAGGUGCGAGCCGUGCGAGCCGCAGCAAUGCAGCAAGUCUUGGAAAACCUUACAGAGCUGCCUUCAUCUACUGGAGCAGAAGAAAUAGACCUAAUUUUCCUCAAGGGAAUUAUGGAGAAUCCUAUUGUAAAAUCACUUGCUAAGGCUCAUGAGAGACUAGAAGAUUCCAAACUAGAAGCUGUCAGUGACAAUAAUUUGGAAUUAGUCAAUGAAAUUCUUGAAGACAUCACUCCUCUAAUAAAUGUGGAUGAAAAUGUGGCAGAACUGGUUGGUAUCCUCAAAGAGCCUCACUUCCAGUCACUGUUGGAGGCCCAUGAUAUUGUGGCAUCAAAGUGUUAUGAUUCACCUCCAUCAAGCCCAGAAAUGAAUAAUUCUUCUGUCAAUAAUCAGUUAUUACCAGUAGAUGCCAUUCGUAUUCUUGGUAUUCACAAAAGAGCUGGGGAACCAUUGGGUGUGACAUUUAGGGUUGAAAAUAAUGAUCUGGUGAUCGCCCGAAUCCUUCAUGGGGGAAUGAUAGAUCGACAAGGUCUGCUUCAUGUGGGAGAUAUAAUUAAAGAAGUCAAUGGUCAUGAGGUUGGAAACAAUCCAAAGGAAUUACAAGAAUUACUGAAAAAUAUUAGUGGAAGUGUCACCCUAAAAAUCUUACCAAGUUACAGAGAUACCGUUACUCCUCAGCAGAGUUACAUCAGUAUGGAGAGGCAUCCAGCAGACAUCCAUCAGGUAUUUGUGAAGUGUCAUUUUGAUUAUAAUCCAUACAAUGAUAACCUAAUACCUUGCAAAGAAGCAGGAUUGAAGUUUUCCAAAGGAGAAAUUCUUCAGAUUGUAAAUAGAGAAGAUCCAAAUUGGUGGCAGGCUAGCCAUGUAAAAGAGGGAGGAAGUGCUGGUCUCAUUCCAAGCCAGUUCCUGGAAGAGAAGAGAAAGGCAUUUGUUAGAAGAGACUGGGACAAUUCAGGACCUUUUUGUGGAACUAUAAGUAGCAAAAAAAAGAAAAAGAUGAUGUAUCUCACAACCAGAAAUGCAGAAUUUGAUCGUCAUGAAAUCCAGAUAUAUGAGGAGGUAGCCAAAAUGCCUCCCUUCCAGAGAAAAACAUUAGUAUUGAUAGGAGCUCAAGGUGUAGGGCGAAGAAGCUUGAAAAACAGGUUCAUAGUAUUGAAUCCCACUAGAUUUGGAACUACGGUGCCAUUUACUUCACGGAAACCAAGGGAAGAUGAAAAAGAUGGCCAGGCAUACAAGUUUGUGUCACGAUCUGAGAUGGAAGCAGAUAUUAAAGCUGGAAAGUAUUUGGAACAUGGGGAAUAUGAAGGAAAUCUCUAUGGAACCAAAAUUGAUUCUAUUCUUGAGGUUGUCCAAACUGGACGGACUUGCAUUCUGGAUGUCAACCCACAGGCACUGAAAGUAUUGAGGACAUCAGAGUUCAUGCCCUAUGUGGUCUUUAUUGCUGCUCCGGAGUUAGAGACGUUACGUGCCAUGCACAAAGCUGUGGUGGAUGCAGGAAUCACUACCAAGCUUCUGACGGACUCUGACUUGAAGAAAACAGUGGAUGAAAGUGCACGGAUUCAGAGAGCAUACAAUCACUAUUUUGAUUUGAUCAUCAUAAAUGACAAUUUAGACAAAGCCUUUGAAAAACUACAGACUGCCAUAGAGAAACUGAGAAUGGAACCACAGUGGGUCCCAAUCAGCUGGGUUUACUGAUGAUUCAGUAAGGUUAACAAUGAAAUUAAACUUUUAAAAAGUGACUGCAACAAAUAAACCUUCUACUGAGAAAAUACAUCACAGAUAGAAGAUAUCUGCCAAGUCCAGGCAUUUUUAUGGUGUAGAUUGAAAUAACAGUACACUGUUCUGAAUUUUUAUAUAAAAUGUGAUUGGGAAGGUGUACUAAUAUAUAAUUUACCUUAAUUUUUCUAACUUUGUAUGGAUAAUCUUUCUAUUCAUAUCACAUAAAGAAAUGCGUUGAAGCAUUUUGUAUAUGUUUUGAUUUAGUACCCUUGCCUUUUUCAUCAAAGGAAUUUUCAAAUCAUUCACUCUAACAUUGGUCUCACAUUUUCACUGUGAUAAUGAAUAUUACUUGAAAUAGUUUUGUAAAGCUGUCAUUUAGUUCAGUAUUCAAAUAGUGAAGGGUUAGUCUUAUCAAAAGAAAAUAGUUACUGACCUUCCUUAUAAAUUUCUUACAUAAGCAGAAUUUUAAUGUCCGUGUUAUAGUCUACUACCAUCUAAAUCUGAUAUCAAAAGUCUGAUCAGUUUACAUAUUUUCAUUAUUUCAGAGAUGUAUGGCUAUCCAUUCUAAUUUAAAUAGAUACAUUAGUUUUGUCUCUUCAUUUCUAUCUUUACUGAAAAAUUGAAGAGCAAUACCUUGCACUCUCUUAUGAAGUUUUUCUUUUUAUUUGUUGCAGUGAUAUGCUGAUGCUAACUAAUUUAACAUGUACACAAUAAGCUCUGGGGCUGGAAGCAAGGUCAUGCAGACUGAGAGAGUGCCUUAUCCUGUAAAACCUUACAGCAAAAUGACACUUGAAGAAAGUUUAUUUAUUUUCACAUGUAAAAUUUUAACUGAGAAAAGGAACCUACUACUUUAAACAGUGUUUUUAUUAGAACAUGCUCAGCAAAUGUGUCAUGCCUCUGCAAAUUUUUGUUAUGUUUGAAGAUGCCUCUAAGUUUGCAGUUGGAGGUUUUUGUGAAUAAUCAAUGUGCUUUUAGAAAUGUGAUGUGAUCCUUAGGGUGCCUGUUCUGUCGUGUUGAGAACCAAAUCCAUUGAACAACUUAAAAAAUUUGGAAAUAAUUGUCAGCUAUUUUGUAUACAUACACACAAAAUAUAUACAUUAUAUAAUAUGUAUUUAUGUAUUAUAUAAUAUAUAUUAAAUAAUGUUUUGUAUAUUGUUUACAUAUCUGUUAAGAAAUGUACUUUUUUGUUUUUUGAGAUGGAGUCUCUCUCCAUUGUCCAGGCUGGAGUGCAAUGGUGUGAUCUUGGCUCUCUGCAGCCUCCACCUCCUGGAUUCAUGAGAUUCUUGUGCCUCAGCCUCCCAAGUAGCUGGGAUUACAGGUGCGCACCACCAUUCCCGGAUAAUUUUGUAUUUUUAGUAGAGACAGGGUUUCACCAUGUUGGCCAGGCUGGUCUUGGAACUCCUGACCUCGAGUGAUCCACCCACCUUGGCCUCCCAAAGUGCUGGGAUUACAGGCAUGAGCCAUUGCGCCUGGACAAGAAGUGUACUUUUUGUUUAAUGAUUGUGGAAAGAAGUUCUCCUUUAGAUGCAUUGACUUACAUAAAUUCCCACAUAAACCUCAGUUAAUAUCUUCCUUUAGGAUUCUUGGAUAAUAGAAAUUCUUUGUAAAACAUAUUCAGAGAUGCAGUUCAUUAUUAAAUUACAGUAACCAUAUUCUAUAUUGUUGCUAGCUUUCCAUUAAACACUAUUCAUACUUUAAAGGCUUAGGUACUUAAAUAUUGAUGUUUAUCUUUGUCUGGUGUUAGGUGCCAGACACGUGACUGCUGAAUUUGUUUUUCCCUUCACCAAAGUUGUCAUAUGGAAUGCCAGCUGGGAGGACUUUGAGGGAAAAGAAAAUAUAUGACAAAAAGCAGUAUUCACACAUUGUUUAAAAUAUUUUUCACAAUAAAAUAAAACACCCAAGUUGUCAUAUUGUUAAAGUUGGAAAGCUAUAGGUUUUUCUAACUGUAGAUUUCAUGGCCAGAACACAAAUUCACAUUUCUUGUCCCUGGACAGGAAAUGGGUAACAAAAUGGAUUGUACUAUUUUAAUAACUGUGGAAGCUUUUAAAUUACAUGUAUUUACACCAAAUUAUUGGCUUCUCAAAGCAACAUGAAUCAAAGCCACAGUAUCAAGGUGAGGCCCUAUGACUUAGUGUUUCAACACACACUGGAAAUUUUAAGAGAAAUUUCAGUUCUGCAGUCUCAGGAAUCGUGCUGUAUUGUCUAAUGUACUUUCAUGCCGCAGCAUGGAGCCCCUUUAAACAGCUUUGGGAUAAUUAUAGCAGCACAAGAAGUUUAUCUGCAAAAUAUUUCAAUUAUCUUGGUACAGUAGAUGACUUUUACAUCAUGUAUAUUGCUAGCCUUAUGUGAUAUAAAAUGUAUUACUUAGAAAAUAUAUUUAAAGGAAUUAUUUCUAUUAUAAAUGGUAUUCAUGAUUAACUACUUAAUUAAUGCUCAUUAGAUUUCUCCUAAUAUAAAAUGAAAUGAUGCAGUUUAGUUCGUUUCAGUCUAGAUGCCAGUGCUAACAAUAAUAUAUUUGGAUAAGUUCAUUGUAUCUCAAUGAAGAAUCAUCGAACUUGAAACCCAAGUCCCAUAUGAAUCUGCAGGAACAAGCAGUGCUCUGCUGGGGCAAGAAGCUCCAAAGGUUCCGGGUUCUUCCUAGGUAAUGAGAGUAUAGCUGUGAUCAAGGAAAUAUGAACUUCUCUUUUGGGAAGAUCUGAGGUAAUUAGCAUUAUAAAAGAAAAUGGCUUAGAGUGACGUUGAGCAAUUGGUAAGGAUUGAAAUACACAUUCAUGUGCUUUUGGGAAACAUGAUGUGCCAACACAUUAAUGUGCCUGAGGGUUCCUUGUGGACAGAUGAGUGUCCACAUUUCAGCACUCAGGGCAUGGCUGUACACAACCUAAGACUAUACAUAUAUAUUUUCAUUUUCAAAUGUACAAAUAUCCAUAGAGGUGAUGUUCCUAGAUAAGUCACUUAACUGUAACAGAGAAAUAAAUGUGAUGGCCCUAGAAAGUAGAAUUUUCACUUUCAUUACAGCCAUGCCUUUAUUACACAGUCUCCAUUUCUGUGUAAUAUUUGGAUAUCAUAUAUCAAAUAGAUCAGGACUUUGUUUAUUUUGGCUAACUUUAUACAAUUGCUGAACAUAGCUUUCUGAAAUAGAAAUUGUGUUAGAAACCCAGUAUACCUAGAGCAGUAGUAGCCUAAUCCCUAGAUUCUAGACUCUAAUAAAUUUAUAGUUGUCUUUAAGAAGUUUCCUUUGAAGCAACAAAUAGAUUAUUAAGGCAAAUUUAGAUAAAAUCCCAAGUUAGCAAUAAAAUACAACCAUGUGACAUUAUAGAUUAUGUCCAGUUACUAACUGCUUUGACCAUAAUAUCCCAAUGACAAUAAAAAAUGAUCCUUGCUUUAAAAAUUA
Saimiri boliviensis boliviensis (Bolivian squirrel monkey) is the source of this 5332-nucleotide messenger RNA. It is a transcript of the gene PALS2, whose product is annotated as protein associated with LIN7 2, MAGUK p55 family member. NCBI's taxonomy places the organism in Eukaryota, Metazoa, Chordata, Mammalia, Primates, Cebidae. The record is from RefSeq and is a predicted model, not a curated record. Gene Ontology annotation, molecular function: protein binding.